Molecule: messenger RNA, 555 nt
Organism: Alligator sinensis (Chinese alligator)
Lineage: Eukaryota; Metazoa; Chordata; Crocodylia; Alligatoridae
Product: microtubule-actin cross-linking factor 1, isoforms 1/2/3/5-like
Exons: 5
Coding region: 13-555 (180 amino acids)
Source: RefSeq, a predicted model, not a curated record
UGGCUCGGCCGCAUGGAGAAGGAGCUGGCGGCCGGGGAUGCCCAGCUGGGGGCCGGGCCGCAGCCCGUCAGCACCAGUGACCAGGAGAAGUUUGAGCAGGUCCUGGACGCCGAGCUCGCGCACCUGGCCCGGCUGGAGGAGCGGCUGGAGGAGGUGGGCCAGGCCCGGCUGGACGCUCAGGCCAUCUGCACGCAGCUCAAUGACCACAAGCUCCUCUCCGCUGAGAUCCUGCAUCACCGCGGCCUGGCAGAGCGCCUGCUGGGCAUCUCGGCGCUGCUGCUCCACGCCUGCCCCCCACCCCGCCAGCAGCACCUCCAGCCGUCGGUGCAGACCCUGCGGGAGCGCGCGGAGCCGCUGUUCCUGCGCAGCGCGGCCAGUGCCAUGCAGCUGGAGCACGCCCAGGCCCUGCUGGCCCAGUUCUCCGAGGCGCACGAGGAGCUCGCGCCCUGGCUGCAGGAGACGCAGCUGGCGGCCGCGCGGCUCUGCCCCCACGACAUCAGCUACGAGGCCUUCAAGGAGCAGCAGGGGCUGCUGCAGGGGAGUGGCGGGCAUUGA